ACGAACAGGUGAGGGCAGCAGGAGACUGCCACAAGACGCAGGCAGGCGGCGUCUUGCGUGCAGCAGCGGCCGCUGGCUCAGGUGCAGGUGCAGCUGGAUCGUCUGGCAACGCGCGCCCAACGGCCGGCGCGCCUGCGUCCCGACUGCGAGGCCCCAACGGCUCCAUCUUCGCUUCUUGCCAGCUGGGCUUCAGACCAAGUCUACUUCUUGUGUGGCUCAAAAUCAAGCUCUGCUUUCUCUCCAUCAUCUCUCCUCCCUCUCUUUGACGUGGCCUUACACUCGUUUCCGUCUCCGUUCCUCGCAGGUCGAGCCCUCUCCUUCACCCAACCGCCGGCCGGUCCCCCUCACGUUCCUUUCACCAUGCUCUCCGGUGGUGGCAACCUCACGGCCGUGGCAGCCAACAGCAGCAGCGCCUCAGUGCUUGCUCUGCUGCUCGGCAGUGCUGCUGUCGCCCUUCCUUCUUCCUCGCGCGACGCCGGCUCGCUCGUCGCCGCUGCGCUCCCCUCGCAGCCGGCCGCCUCACGCAGUGUGCUGGCGCUCAGUCUUGCCCUCGUGCUGCUCGCUGCACUGCUUGCGCUGUGCGACUGUCUCUUCGGCAGUGUGCGCUCGGUGAAGUACUAUCUCUCCACGGCAGGACAGUCCUCCUACCUGCGCCGCUCGCUGUUCAGCGGCUGGCGUCCGCUCUACUCGCUGCUCGCCACCGUGGCGCUGGCGGCCCAAGGCGCCUCUCUGCUCUGCGUGCUCGGAAGCAGCAGUCUGCUGCUCGGCGAGCUGCUCGACGUCCUCGCCUUCGCCGCCAGCAUCCUCGCCGCGCUCUUGCUCUGCCUCACCGUCGUGCGUCGCGGCACAGCAAGUACGUCGGCCGUGUGGAACUACCUGCAACGGCCAUUGCUCUUCGCCGCCGUCGCCGUGAGCGCCUCGGGCGGCCUGGCGCUGCUAGGCUUCGCGUACGCCGCAAAGCAGCGCAGCGUCUCUGCGCUCCUGCCGCAUCUCGACGCUCUUGUCGCUGCAGCACCGCAGCCCUGCGCCGCAGACGAUGCAGGCUGUGGAGCAGUGGCGCUCGGCUCCUCACUGCAGAGCAUUGCCGCGGCAACGUGGGGCCUCAACGCCAUGCGCGCAGCCAUGCUCCUGCUCCUUGCUGCUCUCAUGCUCGCAACAAGCCUCACGGCACAGAGCGAGAUCGGCGCCGCCGCACGGCAAGCCGAAGCGGAAACAGCGGCGCAGAGCGCCUCUCGCUACCCCUCGAACGGCCUGGAGGAGAAGCGCGCCUCCUCCUCCGGCUUCCGCAUCUUCCACCGCGAGCCUCGCCGAGCCAAGCUGCAAGAGAUUGACGAGCAUGCCGUGCGGCGAGGCAGCGUGCCGGAUGCCAUCGACGAGUGGGGCGCCUCGGUGCACAUGCUCGACUACGCCGGCUCCUGGCACGCCGACAGCCUCUCCUCGCACGACCUCGCCGCCAAGCAGCGCCACGAGCGUCGCGGCAGUGCCGUGUCGGCCUUCUCGUCGGUGCAGGGCCUGAAGCUGGACGUGUCCGACGAGAUGGGCGCAAGCCUGGUGCGCAAGUACGGCAGUGCCGAAGACUACGGCGCCAGUGUGCCCGUCGGCGCCUACUACAACCACUUCCACCGCGCGUCAGAGACGCGACGAGGCAGCACGACGAGCAGUGCAGCUCGCAGCGCCUCGACGCGCUCGAAGACCUCGGCGGCAUCGCGGAGCAAGAAGCACGGCGGACCACUGGCUGGCAUUCCGCUCGUCGACGCCAGCGAGGCGACGCGCGACGUGGUAGCGCCGCAGACUGGUACUGCUGCGCUGCUACGCGCCGAGCGUCGACGCCUGCGUCUGGACCUGCUCUUCGGGCUCGUCGUCGUGGGACUCCUGGCGCUGCUGCUUGCACUGCGCUUCGCAGCAGGCGAUGCACUGGCGCUCGGCAUGCGUCCGCAGCUGCGGCUGCUCGACGAGGCCGCACAGGCACUGCUGCUGGGCGUCGCGCAUGCGGCCACACUCACAGGCCUCAUGGUGCGCGGCUCGGGUGGCUGGGCAAAAGAGGCCCUGCCGGAGGUGCAGGGCGGCGGAGACGAGGAGUGCGGAGAGAAGCGCUGGCGGACGCGCCGGCCUUGGGAUCGCGCUUGAGGGGACCACUCGAGACGCCCCCUUCUGCUCACCUCCCUGCUCCCACCCUACUGUCUCCCUGGUCCCUCUAGUCUGCUCUGC
Molecule: messenger RNA, 2208 nt
Organism: Tilletiopsis washingtonensis
Lineage: Eukaryota; Fungi; Basidiomycota; Exobasidiomycetes; Entylomatales
Exons: 1
Coding region: 361-2127 (588 amino acids)
Source: RefSeq, a predicted model, not a curated record